Molecule: messenger RNA, 3533 nt
Organism: Eruca vesicaria subsp. sativa (arugula)
Lineage: Eukaryota; Viridiplantae; Streptophyta; Magnoliopsida; Brassicales; Brassicaceae
Source: the annotation of a GenBank genome assembly
AUGAAGCUUCUUCGCCUCCUCCUACUUGUCCUCCACAUUUCUCACUCCUUCGCCGCCGGUCAACCAAUCUCCGAGCUCCGUGCUCUUCUCUCACUCAAAUCCUCCCUCACCGGCAACGAAAAUGACCAACACUCACCUCUCACCUCAUGGAACCUCUCCACAAACUUCUGCCAAUGGACAGGUGUCACGUGCGACGUCUCGCGCGGUCACGUGACCUCCCUUGACCUCUCGGGCCUCAACCUCUCAGGGACUCUCUCCUCCGACGUAGCUCACUUACCUCUCUUGCAAAAUCUGUCCCUCGCUGCGAACCAGAUCUCAGGUCCUAUCCCGCCGGAGAUCUCCAACCUCUCGGAGCUCCGUCGUCUAAACCUCUCCAACAACGUCUUCAACGGUUCGUAUCCCGACGAACUCUCCACCGGAUUGGUUAACCUCCAGGUCCUCGAUUUGUACAACAAUAACUUAACCGGAGAGUUGCCGGUUUCCAUCACUAAUCUGACGCAGCUCCGUCACCUCCACCUCGGUGGAAACUACUUCUCCGGAAGAAUCCCGGCGGUGUACGGAAGCUGGCCUGUUCUCGAGUACUUAGCAGUUUCCGGUAACGAACUCGUCGGAAAAAUCCCUCCGGAGAUCGGAAACCUAACGACUCUUCGAGAACUCUACAUCGGAUACUACAACGCUUUCGACGAUGGUCUUCCACCGGAGAUCGGAAACUUGUCGGAGCUUCUCAGGCUCGACGCCGCGAACUGCGGAUUGAGAGGAGAGAUUCCGCCGGAGAUUGGUAACCUCCAGAAGCUCGAUACGCUCUUCCUUCAAGUGAACGCGUUCUCAGGGCCGUUAUCGCCGGAGCUGGGAACGAUCUCGAGCUUGAAAUCAAUGGAUCUGUCCAACAACAUGUUCACCGGAGAGAUUCCGGCGAGUUUCGAGCAGCUCAAGAACCUGACGCUCUUGAAUCUCUUCAGGAACAAGCUCUACGGUGCUAUACCGGAGUUCAUCGGCGACAUGCCGGAGCUCGAGGUGUUGCAGUUAUGGGAGAACAAUUUCACCGGAAGCAUCCCUCGGAAACUGGGAGAGAACGGUAAACUGGUGAUUCUUGACCUUUCCUCCAACAAACUCACAGGAACUUUGCCUCCGAAUAUGUGCUCUGGUAACCGGUUAGUGACGUUGAUCACUCUUGGCAACUUCUUGUUUGGUUCAAUCCCGGAUUCGCUUGGGAAAUGCGAGUCUUUGACCCGGAUCCGAAUGGGCGAGAAUUUCUUAAACGGGUCGAUUCCGGACGGGCUUUUCGGGUUACCCGAAUUAUCACAAGUGGAGCUUCAAGACAACUACCUCACCGGAGAGUUACCGUUACCAAUAAGCGGAGGUGUCUCUGUGAACCUUGGUCAGAUCAGUCUUUCAAAUAACCAGCUUUCCGGUCCAUUACCGCCGGCCAUCGGGAACUUCUCCGGCGUCCAGAAACUACUCUUAGAUGGUAACAAGUUCACUGGUCCGAUACCCUCGGCGAUAGGGAGGCUUCAGCAGCUUUCAAAGCUGGAUUUUAGCCACAAUCUGUUCUCGGGUCGGGUUGCGCCGGAGAUCAGCCACUGUAAGCUGCUAACGUACGUUGAUCUGAGCCGUAACGAGCUCUCAGGUGAGAUCCCUAACGAAAUCACGACUAUGAGGAUCUUGAAUUACUUGAAUAUUUCGAGAAACCAUCUUGUCGGUUCGAUCCCUGUGACGAUAUCGUCAAUGCAGAGUUUAACAUCUGUUGAUUUCUCUUACAACAACCUCUCCGGUUUGGUUCCAAGCACUGGACAAUUCAGUUACUUUAACUACACAUCCUUCUUGGGUAAUUCUGAUCUUUGUGGUCCUUAUUUGGGUCCUUGCAACGGCAAAGGAACUCACCAGCCUCAUGUCAAGCCUCUAUCCGCUACUACAAAGCUCUUGCUCGUCCUCGGCUUGCUCUUUUGUUCGAUGGCCUUUGCUAUAGCUGCAAUAAUCAAAGCUAGGUCUUUGAGAAACGCUACUGAGUCAAAGGCUUGGAGAUUGACUGCUUUCCAGAGACUAGACUUCACUUGUGACGAUGUCUUGGUCUGUCUCAAAGAAGACAACAUCAUAGGUAAAGGCGGUGCCGGGAUUGUCUACAAAGGCGUGAUGCCUAGCGGCGACCUAGUAGCGGUCAAGAGAUUGGCUACAAUGUCUCAUGGAUCUUCUCAUGAUCAUGGAUUCAACGCUGAGAUACAGACUUUAGGUAGGAUCAGACACAGACACAUUGUCAGGCUUCUUGGGUUUUGCUCUAACCAUGAAACGAAUCUCCUUGUGUACGAGUACAUGCCUAACGGUAGCCUUGGAGAGGUCCUUCAUGGAAAAAAAGGAGGUCAUUUGCAUUGGGACACACGUUACAAGAUUGCUCUUGAAGCAGCUAAAGGUCUUUGCUAUCUCCACCAUGACUGUUCUCCGUUGAUAGUUCACAGAGAUGUCAAAUCCAACAACAUCCUCCUCGACUCCAACUUCGAAGCUCACGUCGCUGACUUUGGUCUUGCCAAGUUCUUACAAGACUCUGGCACUUCUGAGUGUAUGUCUGCAAUUGCCGGCUCCUACGGCUACAUUGCUCCAGAAUACGCGUAUACAUUGAAGGUAGAUGAGAAGAGUGAUGUGUACAGCUUUGGUGUUGUUCUUCUAGAACUCAUCACCGGGAGGAAACCCGUCGGAGAAUUUGGCGACGGCGUGGAUAUCGUUCAGUGGGUCCGAAGCGUUACGGAUUCAAACAAAGAAUGUGUGCUCAAAGUAAUCGAUCAUAGACUUUCUUCCGUACCCGUCCACGAAGUAACGCACGUCUUCUACGUUGCCAUGCUUUGCGUUGAAGAGCAGGCGGUGGCAAGGCCGACGAUGAGGGAAGUCGUUCAGAUCCUCACCGAGGUCCCAAAGAUCCCUCUUUCGAAACAACAGGCGGUUGAAUCAGACGUGAGGGAGAAAUCUCCGGCUAUAAAUGAAUCGUCGCCGGAUCUCCUCAGUAAUUAGUACUUUGCGACGACAGGCUUAAAAUCAUCGAGGGGCAAACUAGUCUUUUCAGCCAAUGAGAUGGUGUUAAUCACUUGUUUAAGCCCUCUUCUCUGAUUCGGUCAAGGCAACUAUGAGUUCGGUCUUUAGUGGUUUAAGUAACUCUUGAAGUUUUUUCUUUCUGCCCCCAUAAUAUUCGAGUUGCAUUAGUUUUAUCCUUUGCUUUAUCCUUUUGGACCGUAACUGAUUGUGGUAAUUGUGUUACGAUGCAAAAAGACAUUGCCAUGUGAGAGGAGACAGAGAGGGAAAACUAAGGUAUGAAUGUGUGUGUGGGACAUUCUGAUAAGUUAUGCUGAGAAGGGAGAAAGUGAAAGCUCAUUCACAAUUCUCCAGUUACUGCAAAUGCAUGUGUAGUUUAGUGUCUUUAAUGAAUCAAAUGGUCCUAAGAUCUUUAUCAACUCUCUUCCCUUGUCUUGAAGCAAAAAUCUAACUUAUAUGAAGCAUUUAUGACAUCUUCUUCUCAUUAUUGUAAGCCAUAUAUCCAAUUUUAAAUUUUG